AUGCACCUGGCCCCCACCACUGUGCUCCUGUGGGCAUGGGGGAGUCUCCAGGCCUUCGAAAUUGUGGAGAAAGAAAACAUUUUUCAGAAGACCCCCUGCCCUGCUUUCCUGAUGUUUGAAAAUGCGGCCUACCUGGCCGACAUGAGCUUUGAGCUUCCCUGUCACUGCAAACCCGAAAAGAUGACAGCUGUAGUCUGGUUCUACCAAAAGCACCUAGGUAGCAGCCACACCAAAGUGCUGACGGACUUUGAUGGGCGGGUGCUGACAGAGGCAGCCCAGGUACGUGUGGGCAGCGACAUGCUGACCCGCUUCAGCAUCCGCAUGUUCAGCCUGUUGGUUUUCAGGGCUCAGCCUGAGGACUCAGGCCUGUACUUCUGCGGCACCCGCAAGGGGGACUACUUUUACGCCUACGAUGUGGACAUCCAGAACAGUGAGGGAAUGGUGGCCACUUUCCAGGACGAGGGCCAGGAGCCCUUCGCAGAUGAAUACUAUGGGCACCUCCAUGUCUUCACCACCUUCUGGGAAUGGACCCCCUGUGACCGCUGCGGGGUACGUGGGGAGCAGUGGCGCAUUGGCCUCUGCUACCUGCAGAGCCCAGACCUCUCCCCACGCUACCUCAAGGCGGUGCCCGAUGUGGUGUCUUGUGGCUCAAGGGCUGUGCCAAGGAAGCUGUGGACCAAGGCCAGGGACCACACGCCUGAGGUGCUGGUUCGGAGCUGCUUAGUACCCUGUGAGAAGACGAAGACCAUCCGGGAGGGCGUGCUGGCCAUCGUUAACUAUGUGUCCAAAGUGGGCAGCCGGCCCUGGGUGCCCCAGGUGCCCAUUCAGUUCCACCAGCAGAGACUGGGCCAUGGCCUCAUCAUCUCCUGUCCUGGGGCCCGGCCAGAGCAUGCAGUGGCCUGGGACAAAGACCGCCAGCACCUCUACCGCACACAGUACCUGAAGGGUGUCAACAGGUCCAUGAGGGUGUUCAUUGACCACGGCAACCAGCUCCACAUCCGCUUCACCCAGCUGGAUGACCGGGGCAUCUACUAUUGCUGGAGGCAGGGUGUGCGAGUUGCUGGUUUCCGGCUGGGUGUGACAUCUCGUGGGCGCUACCCAGCCUCGUUCUCGGAUCCUGAGACUCGCUCUGCUGUGGAGCUCACCCUGAUAGGCUACCUGCUCAUCACGGCAGUCUUUGUCACCAUUCACCUCUGUCGUUGCUGCUGCUACUUAUUUCACUGUUGUCCUAACUUCUCCCCCUAGGAUCUCUCUUCAGCUCUGAAGACCAGUUGUCCUUCAAUGUGUUUGUUAAAUGAUACCAGAUGUCUCUGGGUGGGUACCCUGGGUUGGGACGUGUGAUAGGAACAUGUGGACAAAUCUGUUAGUUACAGCUUGUUCCCCAUUUUCAUGGGCAGGUCUGGGACCUGAUUUGAGAAGUGGAGGGGCCUGAGGCUGGUGGGAGAUUGGGGACUGAGGUCAGGAGUAGGGCACACAUGUUUCCUGACUUCACACUUAGGUCAGAGAAGGAAGGCGUGAACUCAGAUUUAGCCAAUGGUAAACACUGAUCAGUGAU
Molecule: messenger RNA, 1555 nt
Organism: Pongo pygmaeus (Bornean orangutan)
Lineage: Eukaryota; Metazoa; Chordata; Mammalia; Primates; Hominidae
Gene: FAM187A
Product: family with sequence similarity 187 member A
Exons: 1
Coding region: 1-1245 (414 amino acids)
Source: RefSeq, a predicted model, not a curated record